This is a messenger RNA of Aureobasidium musti, 807 nucleotides long. NCBI's taxonomy places the organism in Eukaryota, Fungi, Ascomycota, Dothideomycetes, Dothideales, Saccotheciaceae. The record is from the annotation of a GenBank genome assembly.
CUGACAAUACUGCAAACAGCCGCGGUCGAGAAAUCAUUGAGAUUGCUGCAGGCGCUGGUGCAAAUUGCAGCUGGCACCACAUCAUCAGCCGCCGAUGCAGAGACUUGGAAUACGGCUAGAGGACACUUCGCACUCGCACGCCGCUACCUCCGCCUCUUCAAAUGGAUAGAUUUCAGCCAAUUAACACACCAAUCCUUUUACUCCUCUGAAACGGAUCCCUCCCGCCGCAUCCUCAAGACUGCAAAGAACGCUUUACUGGCACUGUACUUNUUCAUGGAGAUGUUUUGUAUCACCAAUGCGAUGAAUGUUACGAAUUCUGACUUGCUGGUGGCGCUCCAACACCACGCACUUCAAAUCUGGUUCUUUGCUAUUAGUGUCUCGUUGCUCUUGACCUGCUACGACCUCCUCUUUAUCUCCACUUCUUCAACCGCAAAAACAACUUUGUACACCAAUAUCGUAAUCGACUGCUGCGACAUCCUCAUCCCCGGUUCUGCAGUAGGCUGGAUCCCCGUUUCGUCAGUGAGUGUAGGCGUGGCCUCUAGUAUCUCCAGCACCAUAGUGAUGAAGAGCAUUUGGGAGAGGGUGCANAAAGAAGCACAACAAAAUGAACAGAGGAAAAGAGAAAAAGCGAAUAGGAAAGUUAGAUUUGAGGAUGGGACUAAGCAAGAGGAAAAGGAGAACAACGAGCUAAAACCAAACGGCGAGAAGAAAGGAAGUAAUGGCAUAGUGAACGGAAGUGUCAAGGCACUAGUCAACAACGUCGGCGAUGGCACCAACACCCUAAAAAAGAGAUCCAAGCAAUCCUAA